Messenger RNA from Erinaceus europaeus (western European hedgehog), 11007 nucleotides. RefSeq names its product neurogenic locus notch homolog protein 2. Gene Ontology annotation, cellular component: signaling receptor complex; plasma membrane. The record is from RefSeq and is a predicted model, not a curated record. NCBI's taxonomy places the organism in Eukaryota, Metazoa, Chordata, Mammalia, Eulipotyphla, Erinaceidae. The transcript has 34 exons. Gene Ontology annotation, molecular function: Notch binding; calcium ion binding; signaling receptor activity. The coding region runs from base 553 to 7968 and encodes 2471 amino acids. Gene Ontology annotation, biological process: regulation of developmental process; establishment or maintenance of epithelial cell apical/basal polarity; multicellular organism development.
UCCUGCAAGUCCACCCUCUCAGCAGCCCACGUUUUCCCAGUUGAGAGUCCUUACACCCAACCCCUUCCGCAGAGGGUCUGCGGGGCUCAGCGUUCCAGCACGCAGGGAGUUAAGGAGCCUCAGGAUCCCACCGGGUUUGGGAGAAGGGGUGUGCAGAUCCCUCCGCGAGCAGCCUCGGCCGGCGCUUCUUCCUGCGGGAACCCCCUGGGUGCCGGCGGCGGCCGCGGGGCCAGGCCGCGCCGACAGGGGGCGGGGCGAGCAGUGGGAGGAGGCGGCUGAGGCGGAAGGACACACGAGGCUGCUUUGCUGCACACCCCAGAAAGUUUCAGCCAAACUUUGGGCGGCAACCGAGGCGGCGGCGGCGGCCCAGGAGCGGCAGAUCGGGGGUGCGGGGAGCUGAGGCAUACGAGCCUGAACUUGGGGGGCACACCGCGCCAGGCCGAGAGCCGCAGAAGCAGAAGGAGAGAAGGCAGCGGGGGCUCCUCAGUGGGGACCCCCUCCCCAUGUGGAUUUGCGCGGGCAGCUGCGGCGGCGGAGGAGGCGACCGUGACGAUGCCCGCCCUGUGCCCCUCGCUGCUGCGGGCGCUGCUGGCACUCUGGCUGUGCGGCGCGGGCUGCGCGCGCGCACUGCAGUGUCGAGAUGACUACGAGCCCUGUGUAAACAAGGGAGUAUGUGUUACUUACCACAAUGGUACAGGAUACUGCAAAUGUCCAGAGGGCUUCUUGGGAGAAUACUGUCAACAUCGCGACCCAUGUGAGAAGAACCGCUGCCAGAAUGGUGGGACAUGUGUGUCCCAGGCCAUGUUAGGGAAAGCCACAUGCCGUUGUGCCCCUGGGUUCACAGGCGAGGACUGCCAGUACUCCACCUCUCACCCCUGCUUUGUGUCUCCCCCUUGCCUGAAUGGAGGCACCUGCCACAUGCUUAGCCGGGACACCUACGAGUGCACCUGCCAAGUUGGCUUUACAGGGAAGCUGUGCCAAUGGACCGAUGCCUGUCUUUCUCAUCCCUGUGCCAAUGGAAGCACCUGUUUCACUGUGGCCAAUCAGUUCUCUUGCAAGUGCCCACCUGGCUUCACAGGGCAAAAGUGCGACACGGACAUCAAUGAGUGUGAAGUUCCAGGACAGUGUCAGCAUGGUGGCAACUGCCUCAACUUGCCAGGUUCCUACCAGUGCCAGUGCCCCCAGGGCUUCACAGGCCAACACUGUGACAGCCUCUAUGUGCCCUGUUCACCCUCCCCCUGUGUCAAUGGGGGCACCUGCCGGCAAACCAGUGACUUCACUUUUGAGUGCAACUGCCUUCCAGGUUUUGAAGGGAGCACCUGUGAGCGGAAUAUUGAUGACUGCCCUAACCACAAGUGUCAGAAUGGAGGAGUUUGUGUAGACGGGGUCAAUACUUACAACUGCCGCUGCCCACCUCAGUGGACAGGUCAGUUUUGCACUGAGGACGUGGAUGAAUGCCUGCUGCAACCUAACGCCUGCCAGAAUGGGGGCACUUGUACCAACCGCAAUGGGGACUAUGGCUGUGUGUGUGUUAACGGCUGGAGUGGAGCCGACUGCAGUGAGAACAUUGAUGACUGUGCCUUUGCCUCUUGCACUCCGGGCUCCACCUGCAUUGACCGAGUGGCUUCCUUCUCUUGCCUAUGUCCAGAAGGAAAGGCAGGUCUUUUGUGUCACCUGGAUGAUGCAUGCAUCAGCAAUCCUUGCCACAAGGGGGCACUGUGUGAUACCAACCCACUGAAUGGGCAGUAUAUUUGCACCUGCCCCCAAGGCUACAAAGGGGCUGACUGUACAGAAGAUGUAGAUGAGUGUGCCAUGGCCAAUAGCAAUCCUUGUGAGCAUGCAGGGAAAUGCGUGAACACAGAUGGUGCCUUCCACUGUGAGUGUCUGAAGGGCUAUGCAGGGCCGCGGUGUGAGAUGGACAUCAAUGAGUGCCAUUCAGACCCCUGCCAGAAUGAUGCCACCUGCCUGGAUAAGAUUGGAGGCUUCACAUGUCUGUGCAUGCCAGGUUUCAAAGGUGUGCAUUGUGAACUGGAGAUAAAUGAAUGCCAAAGCAACCCUUGUGUCAAUAAUGGGCAGUGUGUGGAUAAAGUCAAUCGCUUCCAGUGUCUGUGUCCUCCUGGCUUCACUGGGCCUGUCUGCCAGAUUGAUAUUGAUGACUGUUCCAGUACUCCGUGUCUAAAUGGGGCAAAGUGUAUUGACCACCCAAAUGGCUAUGAAUGCCAGUGUGCCACAGGAUUCACUGGUGUGUUGUGUGAAGAGAACAUUGACAACUGUAAUCCUGACCCCUGCCACCACGGCCAGUGUCAGGAUGGCAUUGACUCUUACACCUGCAUCUGUAAUCCGGGCUACAUGGGCGCCAUCUGCAGUGACCAGAUAGAUGAGUGUUACAGCAGCCCUUGUUUGAAUGAUGGCCGCUGCAUCGACCUGGUAAAUGGCUACCAAUGCAACUGUCAGCCUGGCACCUCUGGUGUUAACUGUGAAAUCAAUUUUGAUGACUGUGCUAGUAACCCUUGUGUCAAUGGAGUGUGCAAGGAUGGUGUCAACCGUUACAGUUGUGUUUGUUCACCAGGAUUCACAGGGCAGAGAUGUAACAUUGACAUAGAUGAGUGCGCCUCCAAUCCCUGCCGCAAGGGUGCGACAUGCAUCAAUGAUGUGAACGGCUUCCGCUGUUUAUGCCCUGAGGGGCCCCAUCACCCCAGCUGUUACUCACAAGUGAACGAGUGCCUGAGCAACCCCUGCAUUCACGGAAACUGUACUGGGGGCCUCAGUGGAUACAAGUGCCUCUGUGAUCCAGGCUGGGUUGGCAUCAACUGUGAAGUGGACAAAGAUGAGUGUCAGUCUAAUCCAUGUCAAAAUGGAGGAACUUGUGACAACUUAGUAAAUGGAUACAGGUGUAAUUGCAAGAAGGGUUUUAAAGGCUCUAAUUGUCAGGUGAAUAUUGAUGAAUGUGCUUCCAACCCAUGCCUGAACCAAGGAACCUGCUUUGAUGACAUAAGCGGCUACACCUGUCACUGUGUGCUGCCUUAUACAGGCAAGAACUGUCAGAUUGUACUAGCUCCCUGUUCCCCGAACCCAUGUGAGAACGCCGCUGUUUGCAAAGAAGCACCAAACUUUGAGAGCUACACCUGUUUGUGUGCUCCUGGCUGGCAAGGUCAGCGGUGCACAAUUGACAUUGAUGAGUGUGUCUCCAAGCCCUGUAUGAACCACGGUAUCUGCCAUAACACCCAGGGCAACUACAUGUGCGAGUGCCCCCCAGGCUUCAGUGGCAUGGACUGUGAGGAGGACAUCAAUGACUGCCUUGCCAAUCCUUGCCAGAAUGGAGGGUCCUGUGUGGAUGGAGUGAAUACCUUCUCCUGCCUAUGCCUACCGGGCUUCAUUGGGGACAAGUGUCAAACAGACAUGAAUGAGUGUCUGAGUGAGCCCUGCAAGAAUGGAGGGACCUGCUCUGACUAUGUCAACAGUUACACUUGCAAGUGCCCUGUGGGAUUUGAUGGUGUCCACUGUGAGAACAACAUCAAUGAAUGCACAGAGAGCUCCUGUUUCAAUGGUGGCACUUGUGUCGAUGGGAUUAAUUCCUUCACUUGCUUAUGCCCUGUGGGCUUCACUGGCCCCUUCUGCCUCCAUGAGAUCAAUGAGUGCAGCUCUCUUCCCUGCCAAAAUGAAGGGACAUGCAUUGACGGCCUGGGCACCUACCGCUGCACCUGCCCACUGGGCUACACUGGGAAGAACUGUCAGACCCUGGUGAAUCUCUGCAGUCGGUCUCCAUGUAAAAACAAAGGUACUUGUGUCCAGGAAAAGGCAGAGUCCCGGUGUCUGUGUCCCUCUGGAUGGGCUGGUGCUUACUGUGAUGUGCCCACUGUCACCUGCGAGAAGGCAGCCUCCCACAGAGGAGUGCCCCUUGACCGCUUAUGCCAACACUCUGGCAUCUGUAUCAAUGCUGGCAACUCGCACCACUGCCAGUGUCCCCCAGGCUACACGGGGAGCUACUGCGAGGAACAGCUGGAUGAGUGUGUAUCCAACCCCUGUAAGCACGGGGCCACCUGUAGUGGCUUCAUCGGCAGAUACAGAUGUGAGUGUGUCCCAGGCUACCAGGGUGUCAAUUGUGAGUAUGAAGUGGAUGAAUGCCAACAUCAGCCAUGCCAGAAUGGAGGCACCUGCAUCGACUUAGUGAACCACUUCAAAUGCUCCUGCCCACCUGGUACUCGAGGCCUGCUCUGUGAAGAGAACAUGGAUGACUGUGCUGGAGGUCCUCACUGCCUGAAUGGUGGUCAGUGUGUGGACAGGAUUGGGGGUUACAGCUGUCGCUGCUUGCCCGGCUUUGCUGGAGAGCGGUGUGAGGGGGACAUCAAUGAGUGCCUGUCGAGCCCCUGCAGCACCGAGGGCAGCGUGGACUGUAUCCAGCUCACCAACGACUACCAGUGUGUGUGCCGCAGCGCCUUCACUGGUCGUCACUGUGAAACGUUUGUCGAUGUGUGUCCCCAGAAGCCUUGCUUGAAUGGAGGGACUUGUGCUGUAGCCAGUAACAUGCCUGAUGGUUUCAUUUGCCGUUGUCCCCCGGGCUUCUCAGGAUCCAGGUGCCAGAGCAGCUGUGGACAAGUGAAGUGCAGGAAAGGGGAACAGUGUGUAUACACGGCCUCAGGACCCCGCUGCUUCUGCCCCAACCCCCAGGACUGCGAGUCAGGCUGUUCCAGCAACCCCUGCCAGCACGGGGGCAGCUGCUACCCUCAGCGCCAGCCACCUUAUUACUCUUGCCAGUGUUCCCCACCAUUCCGGGGCAGCCACUGUGAGCUCUACCGAACCCCAACCAGCACCCCACCCGCCACCUGCCUGAGCCAGUAUUGCGCCGACAAAGCCCGGGAUGGCGUCUGUGAUGAGGCCUGCAACAGCCACGCCUGCCAGUGGGAUGGGGGUGACUGUUCCCUUACCAUGGAGAACCCCUGGGCCAACUGUUCCUCUCCGUUGCCAUGCUGGGAUUACAUCAAUAACCAGUGCGAUGAGCUGUGCAACACGGCCGAGUGCCUGUUUGACAACUUUGAAUGCCAGCAAAGCAGCAAGACUUGCAAGUAUGACAAAUACUGUGCAGACCACUUCAAAGAUAACCACUGUGACCAGGGAUGCAAUAGUGAGGAGUGCGGCUGGGAUGGGCUGGACUGUGCUGCUGACCGGCCGGAGAACCUAGCUGAGGGGACCCUGGUCAUCGUGGUGCUGAUGCCCCCAGAACAACUGCUCCAAGAUUCUCGCAGCUUCUUGCGGGCGCUCGGCACCCUGCUUCACACCAACCUGCGCAUUAAACGGGACUCCCAGGGAGAACUCAUGGUCUACCCCUAUUACGGCGAGAAGACAGCUGCAUCAAAGAAGCACAGAUGGACACGCAGGUCCCUGCCUGCUGACCCAGAGCAGGAAGUGGCUGGCUCAACCGUGUUUCUGGAAAUUGACAACCGCCAAUGCGUUCAAGAUUCAGACCAGUGUUUCAAGAACACAGACGCAGCAGCAGCUCUUCUGGCUUCUCACGCCAUCCAGGGAACCCUGUCUUAUCCUCUUGUGUCUGUUGUCAGUGAAUCCUUGAAUCCAAAACCCACUCAGCUUCUCUAUCUGCUUGCUGUUGCUGUUGUCAUCAUCCUAUUUAUUAUCCUGCUGGGGGUUAUCAUGGCAAAGCGGAAGCGGAAGCAUGGCUCCCUUUGGUUGCCUGAAGGCUUCACUCUUCACCGAGACUCCAGUAAUCACAAGCGUCGUGAGCCUGUGGGCCAGGAUGCUGUGGGGCUCAAAAAUCUCUCAGUACAAGUGUCUGAGGCUAACCUGAUUGUUUCUGGAACAAGUGAACAUUGGGUUGACGAUGAUGGGCCUCAGCCAAAGAAAGCCAAGGCUGAAGAUGAAGCUUUGCUCUCAGAAGAAGAUGACCCCAUCGAUCGCCGCCCGUGGACACAGCAGCACCUGGAAGCAGCAGACAUCCGCAGGACACCGUCGCUGGCGCUCACUCCCCCCCAGGCUGAGCAGGAGGUGGACGUGCUGGAUGUGAAUGUUCGUGGCCCAGAUGGAUGCACCCCCCUGAUGCUGGCUUCCCUCCGAGGGGGCAGCUCUGAUGUGAGCGAUGAAGAUGAAGAUGCUGAGGACUCUUCCGCGAACAUCAUCACAGAUUUGGUUUACCAGGGCGCCAACAUCCAGGCCCAGACAGACCGCACUGGCGAGAUGGCCCUGCACCUGGCAGCCCGCUACUCAAGGGCUGAUGCUGCCAAGCGUCUCCUGGAUGCGGGUGCCGAUGCCAAUGCCCAGGACAACAUGGGCCGCUGCCCUCUCCAUGCUGCAGUGGCAGCUGAUGCCCAAGGUGUCUUCCAGAUCCUGAUCCGAAACAGAGUAACCGAUCUGGAUGCCAGGAUGAACGAUGGUACUACACCCCUGAUCCUGGCUGCCCGCCUGGCUGUGGAGGGAAUGGUGGCAGAACUGAUCAACUGCCAAGCAGAUGUGAAUGCAGUGGAUGACCAUGGAAAGUCUGCUCUUCACUGGGCUGCUGCUGUCAAUAAUGUAGAGGCAACCCUUUUGCUGUUGAAAAAUGGGGCCAACCGAGACAUGCAGGACAACAAGGAGGAGACACCUCUGUUUCUUGCUGCUCGGGAAGGAAGCUAUGAAGCAGCCAAGAUCCUGCUGGACCACUUUGCCAAUCGGGACAUCACAGACCACAUGGACCGUCUCCCUCGGGAUGUGGCACGAGACCGCAUGCACCAUGACAUUGUGCGCCUCCUGGAUGAGUACAAUGUGACACCUAGCCCUCCAGGCACUGUGCUGACCUCCGCCCUCUCCCCCGUCAUCUGUGGACCCAACAGAUCGUUCCUCAGCCUGAAGCACACCCCAAUGGGCAAGAAGCCUAGACGGCCUAACACCAAGAGCACCAUGCCCACCAGUCUACCCAACCUUGCCAAGGAAGCCAAGGAUGCCAAGGGUAAUAGGAGGAAGAAGUCUCUGAGUGACAAGGGCCAGCUAUCUGAGAGCUCAGUGACUUUAUCCCCCGUGGACUCUUUAGAGUCUCCUCAUACCUAUGUCUCUGAUACCACAUCCUCACCAAUGAUCACAUCCCCUGGGAUCUUGCAGGCCUCCCCCAACCCUCUGUUGGCCACAGCUGCCCCUGCCGCCCCAGUGCACACACAACAUGCACUGUCUUUCUCCAGUCUUCAUGAGAUGCAGCCUCUGGCUCAUGGGACCAGUACUGUGCUCCCCUCAGUGAGCCAGCUGCUGUCUCACCACCACAUUGUUCCCCCAGGCAGUGGGAGUGUGGGGAACUUGGGUAGGCUGCAUCCGGUCAGUGUACCUGCAGACUGGAUGAACCGCAUGGAGAUGAAUGAGGCCCAGUACAAUGAGAUGUUUGGCAUGGUCUUGGCUCCAGCUGAGGGCACCCACCCUGGCAUAGCGCCUCAGAGCCGGCCACCUGAGGGGAAGCAUGUAACAACCCCCCGAGAGCCUUUACCUCCCAUUGUGACUUUUCAGCUGAUCUCCAAAGGUGGCCUCACUCAGCCAGCUGGGGCUCCCCAGCCUCAGCCCAACUGCCCUCCAGCUGUGGCAGGCCCUCUGCCCACCAUGUACCAGAUUCCAGAAAUGGCUCGUCUGCCAAACAUGGCUUUCCCCACUGCCAUGAUGUCCCAACAGGAUGGGCAGGUAGGUCAGACCAUCUUGCCAACCUACCAUCCAUUCCCAACCUCGGUGGGCAAGUAUCCCACACCCCCAUCACAGCAUAGUUAUGCCUCUUCCAAUGCUGCUGAGCGAACACCCAGUCAUGCUGGUCACCUCCAAGGGGAGCAUCCCUACCUGACACCUUCCCCAGAGUCUCCUGACCAGUGGUCAAGCUCAUCACCCCACUCUGCUUCUGACUGGUCAGAUGUCACCACAAGCCCUACACCUGGGGGUGCUGGAGGAGGUCAGCGGGGACCUGGAACUCAUAUGUCUGAGCCGCCACACAGCAACAUGCAGGUUUACGCGUGAGUCUGCCUCCAGCGCAGGGACAGAACUGCCUAUUGUACAUGCUGCUGAGGAACAAAUGAAGGUCAACCGGACGAGAAAUGAAGAAAUCUCUGGAACCAGCUUCUGGAACUGGGAGAGAGGAGAUACGCAAGGGAAGCAAUUUUAUCAGCUUCCUUAGCUGGGUAUCUGCAGGGUUUGUUUGUUUGUUUGUGUUUUUUUUUUAAUUAUGUUAUUUUAUUUUGUUUUUGUUUUUGGAGAGAAGGAUAUCCCUCCUUUAAUCUCUUGCCCAUCAAGUCAAGUUCACGGAAAUGCAAGUCAACUAUAAGACUUGGAACCAUGCUUACCUUUCCGUGUGGAAAAUAAAGAGUUGAUGCCUGUGGUAGCCCAGCAUUCUUGCAACUUGAACUGCAAUUUCAUGCCCAUGAGAAGAUUCCACAGUAGAGUCCCACUGGGGAACUGUGCCCUGAAGUUCAGCUGGAGUGGACUGAUCUUCUCCUCUCGUUUUUAGAUGUUCUGUUGACUUCAUCUGGUGCUGUCGUUUUGGCACCUGUCAGUAGUUGUAGCCCCGUCAGCACGUUAGAGGGCAAGACCUCUGUGCUUUUAAUCAUUCCAUCUCUGGCAAGCAACUCUCUCUUUCUAUCUUCACCCCCUCGUUUUCUUAGUGUUUAAAGAGUCUCACAGGACUCAUCUUGAUUAUGGUUCUCAGCAUAAGCCUCUUAACUAUGUUUCUCCACUGCGUUUUCCUACGCAACAUUCCCAGAAGAAGAAAGGGAACAAUUUUCUUGGACAGAGGAGACCUCUCAAGAGGCUGCACCUUAACCUUUUCACCUGCCUGAAGGACUUCAUAUACACCUUACCAUUUAAAAGGAUUUAAAAAAUAAUAAUUGGUGGUUUCUCCUUUUGUAGACUCAUUAUGAAGUUUUAUCCUUGGAAGCGUAGGCACUUUGAUGCCAUUAGACAAACAGACCAACAGACAAAUGUUUGGGAUGUUGGAGGACAAGACCUAAGCCAACUCUUGUAAGAGGUGGUUACUCACUGGCAGGCCCUUCCCCUUUCUUCCCAGACCCACUGGCUGCCAGUGGGAAGCACAUCUGCUCCCAGAUUUUUGACCCCUCAACCUGCAUUAUGCAUUCAACCAUCAGAUGAAACUAGUCCUUAACUGUUUAACCUUCACACCCAUAUGUAUGCAUAGCAGAAAUGUCUCAAAUUAUACUCCCUUGCCAUUUAGAACCCAACCACCUUUGGCUCAAGGAACCUCAAACAGUCAUCUUCCUUCCAUCAGGAGAUCACAGACUCAGUUUCCUGAUUCUCUUUCUCACCAUAGGUCUAUUCAUAUCUUCCUUCCACGUGGUCUGAAUGACCAGUGUUUUCCCAGAGUCACCUGGCUGAUAAUGAACAAAUAUAGACUCCUUAUCUUUAAUGUCCUUAUAUUAGGACAUUGCAUCUCCUCUGAGAUUAAUUUCUGGAUUUCUGGUCUUAGAAACUUCCUUGACCCUCUGGACCUUCUGUCAAAGGCAGAGGCAUUCUAGCGAAUGCUAGAAAUAGGAGGAAAGUAGCUCCCUUGUCCCUGAGUCGACUUAUCAUCAGUCCAGUGCCUACACUGUCAUUUCUACCCAGUGCUGUGUUGUUUUGACACCUGGAAGAUUCAUUCUUCCAGGGCAUAUUGGAAGUGAUUAUAAGUGGGUGCCUUCAACCUACUUUGUUUUGGUUUGAAUGGCAGUCUUCAUUCCUGCCAUGGUUGGGGAUAUUCACCAGUGCAUCUCACUUAGGUGAUCUGUCUGUGGCCCCCAAUAGAAACCCUGAGUGUCUGUGAGCAUAGAUGUUUUCAGAUAGCUAUUUUAGUCUGACCCAAGUUCCUUGAAACAGCAAAGAUAAGUCCUACCAUAUUACAAGCAGAUUGUUCACUCAGUGUUUCGCUCUCUUCCAUGGCAAGUGCACCAACCCCUUUCAUACUGUAUAAUAUUGUAUGAUUCUAAAUGGUGCCUCACUAUCCUUGGACCACUGUGAUUCCACUGCCCAGUCCUUGUACUGCUGUUCUGCUCUAACGACACUUCCUGAAAGUGUUAGCUUCAGUUCCAGCAGCUUGGAUCUUUUAUUUCGAUAGCUUUUUCUCUCCUCAAGCCUGAUGUAGCCUGAUUUACUUACUUCUCCUUCUUGAUACUCCUUGAGUCUGGGGGAAGGAAAUGGUAAAACUGUCCAUACAUACAGCAGGCUUCAUGGAUGUGAAGUGAAGACACUGCCUUCUAAGCAGCUCUCAAGUCUCUGAUUUUAAAAUCCAGGCAUUGCAUGAUGUCUAGGAAAAAUACUAGGUGAGCUAAAGAAUCACUUUCUCCUUUGGGGUCUGAAUUGGAGACUACAUUUUUUUUUAUGGAAUACAUUUUUUCACCAUGUAUAGGUCACCCUCCACAUUGUUUUUGAUUUAUUUUGAUUUUUAUACUACUAUGUGUACUUAACUAGUGCGCCACUGCCCAGCCCCUUAUUUUCAUUUUUAUAAAUUAUUCCUUAGACUCUUCUUUGUCUGCCCUUGAAGAAUUUUUUGUUGUUCUUAUUUGUGUUAAGCAUCAUUUUCUGACUUACCUCAUGGUGGGAGAGGGAGAGGUGAUGAAUAGAAUGACCAAGAAUGAAAGGAUUCGAGUAUGCAGUCUGCUGUGAUGUGCAAGUCCAUUAUACCAUUUUAUGAUUAAAUUCACUAUUUCAUAAUCCUUGAAGGAAGACAACCAAAGGUGUCAGUCUUCUAUUGGCAGGCGCAUUAGGAAUUUGGGCCUUGAUCAGUACAUUGAAUGUAUGAUAACAAUUGUGAGGACAUGUUUCUGUACCCCAAGGUUUCCAUUUGUAACUCCUUGGUACUAUGGCUCUUGUGUACAUUUUUUUUUCAUUUAAGUGAUAUUACAACUUUGUAUGAGAAAGCUAAUAACCAGUAAAAUGACUGCAUAUUCCUACUAUGUACACAGUAAGGAAAAUGCACACUUCAUUUUUUUUAAUGUUUCAUUCUAAAAGUAGGUAAGAUGGGAUUUAUAUAAAAGCAUUUUUAUCACAAAAUAAAAAAAGAUUCCAUGUCAA